GGCUCUUUUAGCCUAGACCAUGGAACCUUGCCAUGGGAUUAUGAAAGCUUUCCCCAAAGUUAAAAGAGCCAGAGUAUCUCAGGGAAAGGAUUCUCCUCUUUUAAAGAAGAAAGCUGAUCAAUUUGAUGUGAAAGGGUCACAAGGAAGCUGGAGCCUACCCCAGCUUACUUGGGGCAAGAGGUGGGAUACAUCCUAGACUGGUCAUCAGCCAAUCACAUGGCACGUAAAGACAAACAACCAUUCACACUGGAAAUACAUUUAGAAGCACCUCAGUCUACAUCCUUCCUGCUGGAAUCGGAAAUGCGAGAUGUGAAAUAUUCCAAAAUCAAAUUCAACAGAAUGGAGGCCGGACCGAGAGGUCGCUGUGUACAGGUGUCACUCAUGUUGUUGUUGAUGACAACAUGGAGCCAGACCGAGCUCUGCGCCUCCUUAAGGUGGAUGCAAUGCCCCCUGGCGUCCAUCUAGUGAAAUGCAGUUGGCUAAGCGGCUGUAUUAGUGAGAAGCAACUCUUGGAAGAAACAAGCUACAGCAUCAUUUUAAGUAAAAGCGAUCUUCAGACUCAACAAGAAAAUAACCAUUUGUUGGACGAAAAACCCUCAGCGGAAAUGACUGUAAAGCCAGACUGUGAUCGAAGCAAGGAAGAAGACACAAUAGACACGGCUGGAGCAGACAAAAAAGAAAUGGUGCAAGGAGAAGACGACGGUGUCUCUCAGAUACACCUGGAAGCUCUAAUCACUGGCCAGCACCCAAAAGAUGAGACUCCUGGGCUAAGCCUUGACCCUGGUCCUGACACUGCCACACAUACAGUGGUCUCAGGGAAGUGGGUCUGUGCCCAGUCUUCUCAAUCCAAAAGUAAUAACUUCAACAAACACCUCACUGACAAACUCGAGCUGCUGGCCAAGGCCUAUACACACCAGGGGGACAAGUGGAGGGCACUGGGCUACUCCAAGGCUGUCAAUGCACUGAAGAGCUACCACAAGACUGUUACAUCCUAUCAGGAGGCGUGCCUUAUACCAGGGAUUGGCAAGCGCAUGGCGGACAAAAUAGAUGAAAUUAUGGAAAGCGGUCAUCUGCGCAAACUGGAUCACAUUGGGGAGGCUGUGCCAGUAUUGGAGCUUUUCACAAACAUCUGGGGUGCAGGAGCCAAGACAGCACAACUGUGGUACCAACAGGGAUUCCGUACUUUGGAGGACAUUCGCACCAAAGCCCACUUGAGCCAUUCUCAGAAAAUAGGACUCAAGCACUAUGACGACUUUCUGGACAGGAUGCCCAGGGAAGAAGCUGCAGCCAUUGAAAAAGUGGUAAGGGAUGCGGCCCUGGGUGUAGAUUCCGGCCUUGUGGCAAUGGCAUGUGGCUCCUACCGCCGAGGAAAGACCACAUGUGGAGAUGUUGAUGUUCUGAUAUCACACCCUGAUGGGAAGUCCCACAGGGGUAUUUUUAACAAAGUGCUUGAGGUCCUCCAUGACAGCGGCUUUUUGACUGAUGACCUGGUGAGCCAUGAAGAAAAUGGAGAUCAGAAGAAAUACAUGGGUGUGUGUCGUCUGCCAGGACCAGACCACCGCCAUCGUAGGUUGGACAUUAUUGUGGUGCCCUAUCGAGAAUUUGCCUGCUCUCUAAUGUAUUUUACCGGCUCUGCACACUUUAAUCGCUCAAUGAGAGCCCUGGCAAAAACCAAAAAUAUGAGUUUGUCAGAGCAUUCGCUUAACAAAAGUGUAGUACGCCAAGGUAGCGCCAAGGUGCAUGCUGGCACACCUCUACCUACACUUACAGAGAAGGAUGUGUUUAAUCUGUUGGGUAUACCAUACAGAGAGCCUGGUGAAAGGGACUGGUGAUGGUUUCUGGAACAUUUUGAACUCUUCACAACAGAUUGUUGAUUCUAGCGCCACCUAUAAUAUUGUCUGCCUCUAGCGGAUUUGUCUGCUUUUUUACACUAUCAUUAUGCACACAUGGAAAAAAACUUGCUUCAGAAAGUUUGGUACUCAAGCUUAAUGAACAUGCACAUGAAAAAUACAUUGUUUUUAUUUGCACACUAUUUUACUCAGCUCAUACAAUGAACACAAUCUUAAAUCAUGGAACUUGUCACUAAUAAAAUAUUUUAAACAAA
Nerophis ophidion (straightnose pipefish) is the source of this 2104-nucleotide messenger RNA. RefSeq names its product polymerase (DNA directed), lambda (gene poll). Lineage: Eukaryota; Metazoa; Chordata; Actinopteri; Syngnathiformes; Syngnathidae. Gene Ontology annotation, molecular function: DNA binding; DNA-directed DNA polymerase activity. The transcript is spliced from 9 exons. Gene Ontology annotation, biological process: double-strand break repair via nonhomologous end joining. The record is from RefSeq and is a predicted model, not a curated record. Bases 402 to 1832 code for a protein of 476 amino acids. Gene Ontology annotation, cellular component: nucleus.